UUAUUAUUAGAUGAGCGCGUACGGGCCACGGAUUGGCAAAUCCAAAACAAUUAAAAGGAUUCCUAAUUCGAUUGGGGGCAUUCAAAACCCUAAAUUGAAGGAAAAGGAAUCCACACCGAAUUGCAGGUAAAUCCCAGAAAAUCAAUCAUACAGAAAGAAGAGAAGAAGCUGAUUCAUAGCAAAAGGAUGUCGGAUGCAUACGAGAAAGUGAAAGGAGGUAGAUUAACCUUCAAAGGAGGAAGCUUAGCGACUCGCAAAUCAAUCGACAAAAGCAAGAAGAAGCACAAGAAGAAAAAGAUCGCCGAAGAUGAUACUCAGCCUACCCUCGACGCCUCCACCGUUUCCGUCGAAGGUUCUGAAUCUGGUGGAGCGGAUAUCUACACCAUCGACGCUGCUAAAAAGAUGAAGUACGAGGAGCUGUUCCCCGUCGAGGCUAGGAAGUUCGGUUACGACCCUAAAAACCCUAAAGCCACAUCAGUGGAACAAGCCCUCGAUGAUCGUGUUAAGAAGAAAGCCGAUCGUUACUGUAAAUGAGGUUCUCUUGCUGUUGAAUUACUAAUGUAUUGUAUUUUCAUACAAUUUUUGUAGAAUUUAACUCGAUGAUUCUGGUAUGGGGUUUCAACCAAUUCUGACGCUUAAGUAAUUUUAUAGGCUAAAAUUGAAUUAAUCGGUCAUUGUUUGUGCA
Molecule: messenger RNA, 685 nt
Organism: Gossypium raimondii (Peruvian cotton)
Lineage: Eukaryota; Viridiplantae; Streptophyta; Magnoliopsida; Malvales; Malvaceae
Exons: 1
Coding region: 187-534 (115 amino acids)
Cellular component (GO): nucleolus
Source: RefSeq, a predicted model, not a curated record